CGGUCACGGCUAAAGUAAAUGCGUGCGCAUACACAUGCUGUCAAAUUCAAGAUGGCGGACGGCGAAGAUGAUGAGGCCUUCUUGUAUGGGAACGAUGAAGAUGAGAAAAAGGGAGAAACAGAGGAGGAAAUCAAAGAUGUCAGUGAAGUUAAGCCUGAUGAAGCUGAAGAAUCAAAAGAAAAUGUAAAGCCAGAAGAAAGUGAACCUGUAGAAAAUGGWGAAGAUAAAACAGCAGAUGAUAAAGAYGAUGAUGAUGCAAAGGAAGCUGGUGAAUUGAGCAAUGAAGAUGAUGAAGAUGAUGAUGACGACGACGAUGAUGAUGAUGAUGAUGUUCAGGUUACUAUUGAUGAAAUAAACACUUCAGGGACAGGCUAUGGGACACCAUAUACUACACCUGUGAACUGGAACUUCAAGGGAAGCRCMGUUGGUUCUGCUAGCAAGGGUGCUGCUACACCUGCUGCUGGUAGCAAACACUUGGAUUUGAAUGCWGAAGGAACAGUAAAUGGUGUUGGAAUUUAUGAAUUUGACUUGGAAUCAGCAGAAGAAAGACCUUGGAGAAAACCAGGUGCUGACAUAACAGACUAUUUCAACUACGGUUUUACUGAGGAUACUUGGAAACAGUACUGUGAAAAGCAAAGAAGAAUGAGACUGGAAUUAAGCAUGCAGAAAAAGAUUUUUGCACACCAUGCUGGUGCACCAGCCCCUACAGGUCAAGGUGAUUUAACAGCAGUUAUCACAGCUGAUGUUCGUACUCGUAAAGCAGGACCACCACCUGAGAGGAGAAUGGAGGGCAGUAUUGAUGUCAUAGGAGCAGUAGGUUCACGAGUUGAAAGUCGGCGGCAUCAAGAUGAAGACAUGUUGCCCCCUCACAUGUUGCCUGAUGGGAUGUCAAAACGAGGUUUUCCAGGUCCUCCUAUGUUCAAUGUACCAACAUCUGAUCCCUCUAUGGGACCACCUCAGCACUUGGGUGGUGGCCCACCAGUAUCAUCAAUGGCUGGCCCCCCACCAAUGCACCAGGGAGUGCCACCACGGUUCCCACCAGGAGGACCACCAGGUGGCCCAGGAGGCAUGCCAGGGAUGUUACCACCAGGUAUGCAGCAGCCCCCUCCAGGCAUGACCCAACCUCCUGCAGGCUUCCCACCCGAUGGAAUGCCCCAUGAUUCAAUGGGUUUUCCUGGUCGUGGUAUGGGGCGUGGCAGGGGUAGAGGAUUUCAUCCUGGAAUGCCAGGAAUGCCUCCUCCUGGCGAGUUUCCUCCAGGAAUGGACGAAAGAGGAGCGAGGAUUCCCUUUGAAGAUGGUAUGCCGCAUUUCUACCCAGGAGAUCCCUCAGUUCAGCCGUUCCCUCCCAUGAUGGGRCCCCCACCCCAUGGCAUUCCCUGGGAAGCUGGGAUGGGACGAGGAUUUAUGCCCAAUUUUCGAGACCAGUUUCCCGUCGGUAUGCCUAGACCAGGCGGAGAAAGCCCGGGACGAGGAGGUCGUAGUGAUGAUGAUAGUGAGUACGGUAGCAGUGGAGACGAAAGACGAAGAGAACGAGAACACAAAAAAAGAGACAAAGAUAAAGACAGAGAGAGAAGUAGAGAACACAGAGAAAGAACUCGAGAUAGACAUUCCGACCGUGACCGGUCUCCGCGWCGAGAGCGUGACCGCGAGAGACGUGACCGGGAUCGAGAAAGCAGACGACAUCGUGACCGUGAYAAAGAUCGUGACAAGGGUAGUGACAGAGACAGAGAAAAGCGUGAGGAGCGAUCAAGUCGAAGGGAAAGAUCGAAAGAACAACGAGAAAAAAAACGUCACAAAGGCUCCAGCGAGGUUCAAAGUGCUGAUGGACAAGAAGAAGGAGAGGUCGUAUCAAAACGAAGRAGUCGUAGAACUCGUGAAUCCAAACAAGCAGAAACAAAGCCAGAACYUGCUGAACAGGAGGAGGGACAACUAUCUUCACCGUGACCAUAGCAACCACACUUGCUGUCAAUCAUUUUCAUACUCCGCCCCUUCUACUUGGCAUAUUUAUUUUUGCAAGUUAUGGAAAAGGUUUGGUUUCUUCAKUCAGAUCCUGUUUUCAGAGGUCAUAUCUAUCAUACCAGACCCCUUAGUGGCCUUAUUUUUAAUGCUCAUAUUGACUUGCUGGUCCUAAAUCCCCUGAAUUUACCUGAAUACUGUGAAGUUUAUUGUCACAAACAUUAGACUUUUCUUGUAAAACAUGGAUUUAUUGAUAUAUAAAAAACACUGAAAACAAAAA
Molecule: messenger RNA, 2236 nt
Organism: Exaiptasia diaphana
Lineage: Eukaryota; Metazoa; Cnidaria; Anthozoa; Actiniaria; Aiptasiidae
Product: pre-mRNA 3'-end-processing factor FIP1
Exons: 17
Coding region: 19-1944 (641 amino acids)
Cellular component (GO): mRNA cleavage and polyadenylation specificity factor complex
Molecular function (GO): RNA binding
Source: RefSeq, a predicted model, not a curated record